Carassius carassius (crucian carp) is the source of this 2358-nucleotide messenger RNA. RefSeq names its product extracellular calcium-sensing receptor-like. The coding region runs from base 10 to 2358 and encodes 782 amino acids. The record is from RefSeq and is a predicted model, not a curated record. The transcript is spliced from 7 exons. Gene Ontology annotation, cellular component: membrane. Gene Ontology annotation, biological process: G protein-coupled receptor signaling pathway. Gene Ontology annotation, molecular function: G protein-coupled receptor activity. Lineage: Eukaryota; Metazoa; Chordata; Actinopteri; Cypriniformes; Cyprinidae.
CCAGUAUUCAUGACUAGUGGAGACUUCACAAUAGGAGGAAUUUUUCCUUUGCAUUAUAGAGUAGAGCUUCCUCCAACAGACUACAAAAAGAGACCUUUAGCAGCACAGUGUCAAGGGUUUGAUCCAAGAGCUUUCCGCUGGGCUCUCACCAUGAAACUUGCUGUGGAAGAAAUAAACAACAGAACAGAUCUCUUACCAAACUAUACUCUGGCUUAUAGUAUCUUUGACUCUUGUGCCACUCCUGUGACUGCUCAGAAAGCAGUCCUGUCAGUGCUGAAUGGACAGGAUGUUGUUCAAAGUUUUAUAUGUUCUGGAGCUAGCACUUUAUUAGGAUUAAUAGGGGAAUCUGGAUCCUCACAAUCAAUCGUUGUCUCCAGAACUCUGGAGCCUUUCAGGAUACCAAUGAUAAGUUACUUCUCAACCUGCUCUUGUUUAAGUGAUCGGAAGCAGUUUCCAACAUUUUUCAGAGUGGUUCCCAAUGAUGAUUACCAGGUCAAAGCUAUUGCACAACUCUUAAAGCGGUUUGACUGGACAUGGGUGGGUGUGGUGACUGAAGACCAUGACUAUGGCAGGUUUGCUUUACAAGGCUUAAAGCGAGAAAUUGAGAAUACUAACAUUUGUCUGGCCUAUCAUGAAAUGAUCCCCAAAGACUAUACCCAGAAACAGGUCCUAAAGAUUCUUAAAGUAAUGAAGGAAUCAACAGCUAAGGUGGUGGUUGUUUUUUCAGGAGAGGGGGAAUUUUACCCUUUCUUAAGGGAGUUUAUGACCCAAAAUAUCACAGGAAUUCAAUGGAUUGCAAGUGAGGCUUGGGUUACAGCUUCAAUAUUAGCUGAAACAUAUCCAUUCUUAGAUGGCACAGUUGGGUUUGCAAUACGUCAAGGACACAUCCCAGGUCUUCAGAAUUACCUCAAAACGUUGACCCCAGAAAGUCAUUUGCCCUCCUGCACCGGAAAAGAACCUCUCAGACAAGAACACUCUGCCUUCAUAAACACAUCCAGCCCUCGUGUGUCCUACAAUGUAUAUAAAGCAGUGUAUGCCUUUGCUCAUUCUCUACAUAAUCUUAUUCACUGUAAACCUGGAAAUGGACCGUUUGAGAAUUUCUCAUGUGUAAACCUCAACAAUGUGUUUCCAUGGCAGCUCCAGCAUUAUUUACAGGAAAUCUCUUUCUCUGUUUCUGGAGAAAAUGUCAAUUUUGAUGUUAAGGGAGAUUCAAUCCCAUCAUAUGAUUUAAUUAACUGGCAAAGACAUGCAAGUGGAGAUAUUCAGUUUGUUAAAGUGGGCCUCUAUGAAGGUGCUCAGCAAACUGGGAGAGAACUGUUGAUUGUGGAGCAGGCCAUCAUGUGUGUGUCUGUAUGCAGUAACAGCUGCACUCCAGGAUUCAGAAAGGCUGUCCGUCGUGGGCAACCUUUGUGCUGCUUUGAUUGUGUUCCAUGUGAUAUUGGCAAGAUCAGUAAUCAAACAGUAGAUUGUCUGCCAUGCCCUGAAGAUUAUUGGUCUAAUGUGAAUGGAACAAUAUGUGUCCCGAAGGUGGUUGAGUUUCUCUCCCAUGAUGCAAUGGGAAUCACCCUGACUCUGAUAGCUGUAAUGGGAGCAUUUCUAACUGUCACAGUGCUGGUGAUAUUUCUUUACCACAAAGGGACGCCAAUAGUCCGUGUGAAUAACUCAGAACUCAGUUUUUUUAUCUUGUUAUCACUGACUCUGUGUUUUCUAUGUGCUUUGGUGUUUAUUGGGGAACCUACAUCCUGGUCCUGCAUGCUGCGACACACCGCCUUCAGCAUUACUUUCUCUCUUUGCAUCUCCUGCAUCCUUGGCAAGACUUUAGUGGUGUUGGCAGCUUUUACAGCUACCCGACCUGGAAACAAUAUAAUGAAAUGGUUGGGCCCCACACAGCAGAGAAUAAUCAUCUUCUGCUGCACUCUGGUUCAGGUGAUCAUAUGUACUGCUUGGCUUACAAUAUCGCCUCCUUUCCCCUAUAGAAACACUAAAUAUCAACAGUCCAAGAUCAUCCUGGAUUGCAGUGUGGGGUCUGAUCUGGCCUUCUGGUGUGUGCUGGGAUAUAUUGGCCUUUUAGCCUGUGUCUGUUUUUUUCUGGCUUUUCUGGCCCGGAAGUUGCCAGGCAAUUUUAAUGAAGCCAAAUACAUUACCUUCAGCAUGCUUAUAUUUUGUGCAGUGUGGCUAGCAUUUGUUCCUGCAUAUGUCAGUUCACCUGGUAAAUUUACAACCGCUGUUGAGAUUUUUGCUAUUUUAGCUUCUAGUUUUGGUCUGCUCUUCUGCUUGUUCACCCCCAAAUGUUACAUUAUUUUAUUAAAGCCUGAGAAGAACACAAAGCAACAUUUAAUGGGAAAAUUUACAAAAUGA